Schistocerca americana (American grasshopper) is the source of this 1146-nucleotide messenger RNA. Its product is annotated as pickpocket protein 19-like. The transcript is spliced from 7 exons. Lineage: Eukaryota; Metazoa; Arthropoda; Insecta; Orthoptera; Acrididae. The record is from RefSeq and is a predicted model, not a curated record. Bases 1 to 1146 code for a protein of 381 amino acids. Gene Ontology annotation, biological process: sodium ion transmembrane transport. Gene Ontology annotation, molecular function: ligand-gated sodium channel activity. Gene Ontology annotation, cellular component: membrane.
AUGUCGCUGGAGGUGGCGCGCCGCUUCGGCUCCAGGACCACCAUGACCGUCGUCGAGUCCACCAACUACCCCGUGUACGAGGUCGCCUACCCCGCCGUCGUCGUCUGCGACAACAACCGCGUGCACUGGGACAAGCUGCUCGACUAUGAGCGCAGGCAGCUAUCAGAGCUGGACGCCGACACGCGCGCCGUGUUCCGCAGCCUGGUGACAUCGCUGGCGCAGAUGGAGUGGGCCGACUUCGACCUGUUCACCCCCAAAGACCUCGCUAAUUACCGCGCCCUCGACACGCUGUCACACGUCAACUUCUCCGACGUCAUGAAGCAGGUGAUGCCUAAGUGCGAGGAGUUUUUCCACAAUGCCUGCUACUGGCGUAGCGAGACGCGGAACUGCUGUGAUAUCUUCGAAGUCCUGUUGACCGACAUAGGAUAUUGCUUCGCAUUUAACUCCUUAUUCAACCACAUGUCAAGCUCUUCCAAUUGUGAACAGUCAUUAGACCAGGACGAAGAGGUGGAACAAAAGGAGUACAAGGAGGACGAAGAGAUGAAACAAAAGGAGUACAAGGAAAGGAAAUGUGAGGUGUCGGUGAACGAGCCGACUGCGCUGCGGAUGGACGGUCUGAUCGUGGGCUCAGACCAAAUGGCCGUGGUGAGGGUGUCGAGCGACGUGACGUACACGACGGAUACGGUGCGAUCGCUGCGGCCGGGGGACCGAGGCUGCCUGUACAGCAACGAGAGGGACGCGCUGCAGCAGGGCGCCUACUCGUACGCCAACUGCCGACUUGAAUGCUUCCGCCAGUACGCCAUCGCCACCUGCGCGUGCCUGCCCUACUUCUUCCCACCAGCCGGCAACCACAAUACAUGUACCACUGUUCAGUUCAAGUGCUUGUAUGAUAACAAUGUAGAGUUGCAGGGCGACUGCAGUCUUGGUGAGCCAGAGUCGUUCCUGUAUGUCGCUGCUCGCUACGUGCCUAUAACUGCUGCAGUGCUGGUCGACCUCUCACUCAAAAACGAUCAGCGUUACGUGUUCACAUUACUAAAACAUCUUUUCACCGUUAUUAUUUUUCACUGCGUCACGGAAGAAACCUUCCCGGUGGUGAAGUGGCUCCUAGCCCUCACCCUGAAUAUGGAUAUUGAAAAUCCUUUCUAA